Messenger RNA from Ipomoea triloba (trilobed morning glory), 985 nucleotides. RefSeq lists its product as uncharacterized. The coding region runs from base 54 to 782 and encodes 242 amino acids. The record is from RefSeq and is a predicted model, not a curated record. The transcript has 4 exons. NCBI's taxonomy places the organism in Eukaryota, Viridiplantae, Streptophyta, Magnoliopsida, Solanales, Convolvulaceae.
CCAUCAUCAUUGAAGUAGACCUCUUAGCCACUUCAAAGAGAACAGAGAAGAACAUGGGAGGAGGAGCCUUGUUGCCACCGCUAGCCCGAGCAGUCGGAGGCCACAGCCACCCUGCUGACAUCAUCACGCCACCGCUGCCGUCACGCACCGUCGCCAACUUCCAGUCCCGUCAGCCCAUACCCUCCAUAUCUACUGCAUCCCCUGAUGCUGGGCCGUCUCGUCCCUUGGACUCCAUCUUUGGGCCUCUGCCAUCAAGAACAGAGCUCGAAAAAGCCAUGUCCGAUCUCCGGUGUUUUAUGCAAGAGAUUUCUGCAGCUAGACGAGAGUUGAGCUGGCUUUGCUCUGAUCAUUCAAGAACAGUGCAGUCUUCUGGAUUUGGAAGACUUUGUGAUGCCUUUCAUAUGCUGCAAACAGAACCAUCUGUUCAGAAAAUGGUUCUCUCCAUAGCUUGUGAUAAAGCCGUUUGGGAUGCCAUUCUGAACAACCCAGCAGUUCAAGAUUUGCAAGGCUUGUUGUCUGCAGCUAAAGAUGAAGAGGAAUCUCUGAGCUCUUCACCUGAAAAGCUCGACAUUGUUGCUGUCAUGAUGAAAUGGAUAAUGGACAUAUUAGAGCUGAUUCAGAAACUCGGGGCCCUAGCAGGCCUGAUUUUUCAACCGGAUGAGGAUAAAGCCAUGCAGACUUCUGAACUCUCGGGUGUUUUGGAGGAAAAGAUACGAUCUUCGUUCCUUCUUUCCAUUGUUCUGCUAUUGAUAGUUGUUGCCACUAGAAUCCAUGAACAUUGAUCAACAUUCAUAGACAAAGUAGCAACAUAGCAACAUAGCAGACAUCUCUCCUUUGUUAUAUCCAUAUGAACCGUGUUUCUUGUACUAAUGAAGUGUGAGUGUUCCUAUGAUUAUAAACACACUUGUCUUCACAACACAUAGGAUUCGCCAUAUGAUAUAAUCAAUCAUGGGAGUUGAAUAUUGCGUUCUUGCUCUUACCUGGA